Protobothrops mucrosquamatus (brown spotted pit viper) is the source of this 720-nucleotide messenger RNA. RefSeq names its product CXXC motif containing zinc binding protein (gene CZIB). Lineage: Eukaryota; Metazoa; Chordata; Lepidosauria; Squamata; Viperidae. The coding region runs from base 147 to 629 and encodes 160 amino acids. The record is from RefSeq and is a predicted model, not a curated record. Gene Ontology annotation, molecular function: zinc ion binding. The transcript is spliced from 8 exons.
CGCCUGCCCAGUGGCGUCCGCGGCCGAUUUCGCUCCGAGAGCUGUGGAAUUUCACGUGUCGUCGUUCGUGGGAAGGGAGAAGCGGGUGUGUCUCUUGCCCGGCCCGGCUCUUCUGAGGCUCAUCUCUUUUCGUUCCCCUUCGGGCCAUGGGGAAAAUCGGGUUGCAGUUCAAAGCGACUUUAGAAAACAUCACAAACCUCCGGCCGGUGGGGGAGGAUUUUCGAUGGUAUCUGAAGCUUAAAUGUGGAAACUGUGGUGAGAUUUCAGAAAAAUGGCAAUAUCUACGAUUAAUGGACAGCCAGCCUCUCAAAGGAGGCCGGGGAAGUGCCACAAGGGUGCAGAAAUGCAAGCUAUGCUCCCGAGAAAACUCCAUAGAUAUCUUAAGUCAGACAAUUAAGCCUUAUAAUGCUGAAGACAAUGAGAUCUUUAAGACAAUAGUGGAAUUUGAGUGUCGUGGCCUUGAACCAGUGGAUUUUCAACCACAGGCAGGGUUUGCUGCAAAUGGUGCUGAGUCCGGCACAUCUUUCGAUGACAUCAACUUACUGGAAAAGGACUGGAACGACUAUGAUGAAAAAAUUAAGGAAUCCGUUGGCGUCUAUGAAGUUACCCAUAAGUUUGUCAAAUGUUAACUCCUAUGGAAAAAAAAUUGCAUACAGCAAAGCCAUUUAAAUUGUAUCCACAAAAGUCAAAAUAAAACCAUUACUUUGAUAUUUUUGCCCA